Porites evermanni is the source of this 10793-nucleotide messenger RNA. The record is from the annotation of a GenBank genome assembly. Lineage: Eukaryota; Metazoa; Cnidaria; Anthozoa; Scleractinia; Poritidae.
AUGGCGGACGAAAAUCGCUCGGUUGUGCUGAGGAUAAAACGUAAGAGAACAGAGGACCCAUUGGAUGCACUACGUAAGUAAUCAAGUUUUCUCGUGUUUACUCCAUAUAACCUCCCAUGUUCUUUUUUCUAAGUAAGAAGAACAACUUCUCUUUCCAAAGUAUGUAUCUUUUGUUUCGGUGCUUACUAAGAUCAGAAGAAGUUGCUCUCGCAGUUGUCAAAUUUAAGCUUAAAUAACAAAUGCAGAGAUCAAGUCAAACUAUAUUCGUAUCAUUCUCAGCUCUUGAAGCCUUUUAACGAACAACCUAACAACUAGUUUUAUCAGGUUCGUUCCCACUGCUUGGGCUUAUUACAUACAUGCAUGUAAUGUAUCGGUCAAAUCGAAGCUUCAACAUCCCCCCCCCGGGCAACCCCCCGGGCAUUUGCCUUUUUUGAAAAUUAUUGUUCAAAUUCUUCCGUACCCGGGCCAAAAUGCCAUUCAAAUGACCCACACUAGGGUCCAUUCAGGUGAUCAAAUGCCCCCACCCCGGGGACAUUUCAUGGGCACAAAAAUGACAGAAGGACGGCAGAAACGCCUUCAGUUGUCAAACAAAAUCUUUAAGAAUAUAACAAAAACUGAGAAACACUGUUAGUGUAUUUACUACAAACAAAAAUCUCGUGCAAAGCGGCGGAAAUCGCUGCUACAAGGUCACUGAAUGCUCAGCUUUUCUUUGUCAUGCAAUGAACAUACAAAGCAUUCUAUAAAAAAAGAUCCCACCUAUUGAGAUUACUACAUCAUGACCAUUUCUUUUACUUGCAUCAUCAUCGCUCACCUUAUUAAUUAACAUACUUGCAGUAGGUCAAAGUAGUUGACCUGAGCUUUUUAUUUUAUUUUAUGUUGUUGUAUUGAAUUGCCAGUGUAGGUAUUGUAUUUCAUUGUAAACACAACAAUAAAAUACAUUCAUGAAUACAUUCAAAGCCUGAAUCCAAUGUUAAAAAUUUUAAAAUUUAAAUACUUCAAAUACGGCACAAAGCUUGUUUAAGCCUUUUCCUCGUAACCAAUUUAUUGGCCACAAAGGCACAAUCUUUUCCACGAAAAUCCUCUAACAGCCCUCCCCCAUAAUAGCUCACCAUGCCAAAGAUUUUACUUGAUAUUGAGGGUGCAGUUCAGUUUGGUGAGAGCGCUCGCCUCCCACCAAUGUGGCCCAGGUUCAAAUCCUAGUGUCGACACCAUAUGUGGGUUGAGUUUGUGGUUGGUUCUCUCCUUUACUCUGGGAGGUUUUUCUCUGGGUACUCCGGUUUUCCCCUCUCCUCAAAAACCAACAUUUCCAAAUUCCAAUUCGACCAGGAAUCAGGUAGACAAAGAACCACUUUGUUGAUGUGCUACCUUCAAAUCAUUAUUUAUUUAUUUACUUAUGUAUUCAUUUUUUUUUUAUCUAAUGAAUCACUCUUGCUUGUUGCAGUUGUUGCUCAAGUUUUUAAGAAACCACACAUUGAAAAGGUGGAAGGUAGUGACAAGGACAAUGAAGAAGUGGAUAACAGUAAACUUAACCCAACUAGUGAGUUUCUUAGAUACAUAUAUAGGUACAUUGAUGUGUGGAAGAAAUAACCACUUUCUACAUACAUUUAUAAAUGUUCCUACGCAGUAGUCUUCAGUGGAGAGUCAAUGUACUACUCUCAAUGUAAUCUCUCAAAAUGUUGGGUAAUUAUUUAUUACUUUAUUGAACUUACUGAACGGUACGGUUCGAUUAAAUUUGGUAAUCGAACACAAUAAAACCAGAAAUUUGCAUUACAGAUUUGAUUUUUGAACUCAAAGAUUUUGUAGAGUCCUUUUUGCUUGCAAAGAAUCGGGAAAACAGCAACAAAAUCAGCAGAGAAUCAAUAAACAAUCAGCUGAAACAAAGAAUAGAUUGACUGUAGUUAAACUAAAAGAUAAUCCAUGAUCCAGCACUGUUAAUCUUAUAAUGAGCCUUGCUAAUAUUAUAUACUGUAAAAUUCCGAAAAUAAGCCCCUCCAUGUAUAAGCCCCUUCAAACAUAAGCCCCCCAAAAUCGUAACGCAAAAAACGCAAAAAACUCUGUUAAAUUGUCCCUCCGAAUAUAAGCCCCCCGGGGGGCUUGUACUUGGAAUUUGCCCUCGAAUACAAAGUAAAACAAAGCAAAAAUGGUGAAUUUCCCUCCCACUACAAGCUAGCCCAAUCGAUUUUGAAAUGCAAAUUUGCCUCCGUACAUAAGCCCCUCUGAAUAUAAGCCCCUCCAAGGUAGUCAACUCACCACAAAGUUAUGUAACAACUGGUAGGGCAUUGUAAUAAAAUGAAACAAAGCUAAUUUUCAACAGUAAUUUUGUUGUUGUUGUUAUUCCCCUAAUCUGAUACUUGAGCUGAUACUUUGUGGAUUUCAAGACUCUGAACAAACUGGGCAAGUCAAGCACCAAGUUUUGUUUGACCUAACACGCUAGCAAAAUGACUGAAGGUGUCAAGGGAACAGGACGUUAGGGAAACCACUGAUUGGUGAAAUGACCAGUCAUCUGUAUAAUAUCCCAAUUUUUGUGAAAUUAAAUGUAUGCCAACUCUGACAAUUGAUCCUAAUCAAAGUUAAUCAAAGUUUGAUUAGGUUCCAUUACAAAAUUUUUUUGUGAGAGUUUAUGUGCGUCCAGUUACCGAACUUAAUUGAACCUUCGUGUUGGUUCAAGCUCGAUUUAUUUUGAUUAUGUCAAGGCCCUGCAAGGGGAGUAGCGGUGUAGCACCCUUUUUAAUACCAUGUCUCUUAACCAAUGACUGCAAAUGACGCUAUCACUUCAAGGUAUCUAAUAGUUUAAAGUGUCUAUAGUCUUUAAAAUAAUGUGAGGUGGUGGCUCUGAUGGUCUUUAGAAUCUGUGUUUCUUGUCAUUAUCUUUCCAGACCUACAUGGUCUUUGACCGUUGGUGUCUGGAUUUCAGUAGAAAUAUUAACAAAUCGGUUGAUCAUUAGAUAUACCAAAGCUGUAUGUGGUGCAGUUGAAUUGAAAGUGUUGACUUGCUGAAAAAAGUCUAACAGUUUUGGUACAAAUACAAUAAAGCUGCAUUCCUAGGUGCACAGACUUUAAUUGAAAUAUUUGCACUUGAAUUGAGGCACUUCGCUGGGGUGUGCAUAGCUGAACAGUCAUAAUACUUAGUCUGUACCUCUCAUUAUUUCAGUGAGGAUGACCUUUAUUUAUCAGGACUGGAUUUCAUAAGUAAAAUCAAAUAAACUCUACUUUUGAAAUUAUUCAAGAUUAACAUCUUUCAUGGUAGCCUCAUUUGAAGAAACAUAUGUUGAUUUAGUUACCACCUGAAACGAGUUACAAACAGGUGAAAAUACCAAACCAUUAGCGGCUGUUGGUUUCAGUCUCACUAGUCUGGGGUUUGGACGAGUAUGUUGGCAGUAUCAGCUCAUUUCCUUUAGCUUUAGACCUUUUACUUUCAAUACAGUGUACGUGCAUUUCCCUUGCCAAUGACAUGAUUGCGGUGGAGCUGCCAAUCAAUCAAUCAACUUUAAUAAAGGGUAAACACAUAAUAGCAGAAGCUGAUAAACCAGUGGCCCUCCAACUAAACUAACUAACCUAAAAAUUACAGAUAUAUAUUUACAAUAAUGCUCAAAAAUAAUUAUUUAUAUCAAUAUAAGAAUCAGUAAAAUAAGUUCUCACAUAACAGCAAGCGCUGAUAAGCCAGUGGCCCUCAACUAAAUUAACUUACCCAGCAAUACAAUGCUGCUGGCAAAGCCGGUGAGAAGAAUGGAGUUAGACUAUCCUGCACGGCUGUGAAACGCUGUUGGGAAGAUAGAUAUAAGCAUCGUCCAAGACUUUUCAGAUGUUUACUUGGUGAUCAUUGAGCAUACUCUGGUUUCCAGGAGGUAAUAAGACUUGGUCUUUUGAUCAAUGUUUAAUUCACAAGUUAUCAGUAAUAAAUAAUAUUACUAUUUUGAGUGCAGUGACAAUCUCGUCCCCAGGGCUUUCUGUAAGAAAAUAGCCGGAACCUGCUACAUAGACUGGGGAGGAGAUUGGUGUAGUGGAGUGUAGGAAGACACCUGCACUGUGGUUACUCUUAUUCAUGCGCUUGUAAAAGUUUCUGUACCAUUUUAUUCUUACUUUUUCAGGUAAUUUAUACAGUCUCCACUUAUUUGUGAAGUUUUCCGUCAUUUUUUAACUUUUAAUAAUUAGUAUGUACUUGAUGGAUAAGAAAUUAUUUCUCAUUUAAAUAUCUUGAUGUAAUUUUUAGUUGAGCGAGUUUUCAAGUUUGUUGGAAGUGUACCUCAAGGAGAUGUUGUCAAAAAGAAAGACUUACUGGUGAGUAAAAGAUCACUUAAAAAUUUUUUUUUUGAAUUAUUUAAGCAGUUAGUGUGGACCAUUGUUGACUGUUUCUCUCAUGUGUCAAAGUUAUGGUUUUCCAUUGUUGUUUUGUUAAGGUCAAGAUUCAGAAACAGUCUGGAAGCCAUGAACACCUAGCAAAAUCUCACAUUCAUGAUCAUCAAACAAUACAAGAAAGGCUGCGGCAAAAGAAAAAGGUACACUUUACUUUUACUCUUGAGCUGAGUGUGCUGUCUCUCUCAAGUUGCCUUUAAUCAUAGUUUUUACCAGCCCAAGUUUGCAUGGCAGUAAAUUGCUUUUCUGAGAUUAUUGGCUAUAGUUUUCCAGCCAUAUUGUUUUGAACUGGGGUAUGAGUGACGCAAGGGGUCCCUGUGCUAGUUUCUAGGUCAACCUAAAAAUCUUGGGCAGGAUUGAACUCUUUUCUCAUGUAAACUUUCUUUUGUUUAAAUUUGCACAGCUGAGUGAAAACAAUGCAUUGAUAUUAGCAAACAUGUUUCAAAUUUUAUCAGUGCUACCUGGUUAUGAAGAUUUAGCCAGGUGAAUCAAAAUUACUGGAGAAAUAUUUAUUUAGUGAAUAAUAUUUACCAGUAUAUGGUAACAAAAACAAAAAAAUGCAGUUCUAUACACUAAGCAGUUGACUCCAUUAACAUAUUCAUACUGUUCUGAGUAAUUCUCCAAGGACUGCUGACCCCUAAGUCUAACAUCGUGCUACAAAACCUGGGAUAAUUCAUGGUGCUGAUUUGUCCAAUACAUACUGUACACUGUACAUGUAACCUAUCACUUUAACCUAUUCACAUCCACUUGGCACCAAAUGUUGGUUGUUUAAGCAAUCAGGCAGUAAUUUAUGUUACAUUGUUAAAUAAUUGAAUGUCCAUUUACAUUCAAACAACAUAUAUGGAUAGAACCAUGUUCUUUUCCCCUAGCUUUUAAAUCAGGAAUCAAGAUUUAAGGUUAUUUCUUCACACAGAGAGAAUGAAGUGGAGUCAUCCAGGUGUGGUUACAUUACAUUUUUCAGUUAUUUAAUGAUCUGCCAUACCUUUGUAAUUAAGUUUAGAGUUCAUCAUUUGUUUUCAACCUUCCAUGGUUCCAACCUUGUUAAUUAUGUUACUUUUUCAAGGUGCAUUUCAAAAAUAAUUUGCUUAAAGUCAUGCUAGAAACAGCAAUGUCAACUGAUUUUGAGUCAUGUUUUAUUACAAAAAGUAGCACAAAUAUAGUUGUACUCACCAUGUCAAACAUUGGUACAAGGUUGUUUUUUUUGAGCUGUGGCCUCGUGUUAAACAACACUUGUUCAUAAAGCUCUUUACAAACAAGAAACAGUGCCCAUGAGGUUAUACAUUAACAUGCAAGUGGGAUAUGAUUUACUACCCUUGUUAUGUCAAAAAUUCAUUAGCCCUGCUCUUCUUUUAAAACCAUGACCCAGCUUUUCAGGCAAUGUUUUGGGAACUACAUUAGAUAUUACCCUCUCAAAGAAGAAAGGAAUAAAACCUCAUGUAAAAUUAAUCACCAGGGAUUAAAUUCUUUAACUAAGUGAAGCAAAAACAAACUCUCCUUGACUUAAUGUACUAUUAGACAAAUAAAUUAAAUUUUCUGAUAAUUGUUUUGCCUUGUUAUAGACCAAGCUUGAGGUCAAGAUGACUGGAUAUUGGCCAAGUUCUUUUUUGUGCUUUUAUUGACAGAGAUGAAGCUGAGGUCAAGAAAAACACAAAAAAGAACAAGGCUAUUAUUCACCUUGAUCUAACAAGCUUGAUUAAUAAAGGAUUUAUUAAUGGCCAAAAAGAGAACGUUUACUUGGGGGAAGAACAUGGUAAAUUCCAAGCAGGCAAGAUUGGCCCAUCUUGCUUGUUUGGGUUGCCAAUCAGAAUGCAAGAUUCACUUCACCUUGCCUGCUCAUGGAUUUAGAGACAUAGAUAUGAUGUUAUUACCUUUGCUCAUUUACAAGCUAACAAAAUAUCAUGGUCUUACUUGGAAAAGGAGAAUUCCGCAUUUCCUGAAACCAUGACCUUCCUGAAAGCAUAGUGUUCUGACCAGCUUCAUUCCGUUCAUGGGUUUGAUUGCUGUUGGAAAAUUAUAAUUUUUUCCCGAGCUAGACAGUGUUAUUCCAUUCACACUCAUUUAGUUAAUUUUGUUUUUUUUGCAGCCAUUUAGUUGGUACCAGUGGGAUGUGUCAAGAAUCUGAUAUUUGCAGUGUUGAUCAGUCUGAGGAACUUGGUGUUGAAGAUGAUGUGGAUCUUGAGGUUCAGAGACUGUUGAGUGUUUACGAUUUGGUGAAAGACGAUGAAUCACGUGACAGGUUAAGAAAGUUUUUGAAAACUCGUAAAAAGGCUUUAUACGCCCUUUAGGAAAUCUUUGUUUACAUUUUUUGCCUCUUUUUAUCAUAUGCUUGUCAUCAUUCUCUGAUUAAGCUAUCAAAAUAACACUUUCGAAUAUUGAAAGAGCCACUAAGUUCUUGCAGCACAUCUUGCAUGUUACAAUGGCAUCUUUUAAAUGUCAACAUAAGUAUUAUGGCAGAAAGUGUAAAUCAUAACAUCACAACACAUUUCACAUGGCAUGAAAAAGCAAAAAAUAUUUACAAAAUUAUANACAAAAAAGAACAAGGCUAUUAUUCACCUUGAUCUAACAAGCUUGAUUAAUAAAGGAUUUAUUAAUGGCCAAAAAGAGAACGUUUACUUGGGGGAAGAACAUGGUAAAUUCCAAGCAGGCAAGAUUGGCCCAUCUUGCUUGUUUGGGUUGCCAAUCAGAAUGCAAGAUUCACUUCACCUUGCCUGCUCAUGGAUUUAGAGACAUAGAUAUGAUGUUAUUACCUUUGCUCAUUUACAAGCUAACAAAAUAUCAUGGUCUUACUUGGAAAAGGAGAAUUCCGCAUUUCCUGAAACCAUGACCUUCCUGAAAGCAUAGUGUUCUGACCAGCUUCAUUCUGUUCAUGGGUUUGAUUGCUGUUGGAAAAUAAUAAUUUUUUCCCGAGCUAGACAGUGUUAUUCCAUUCACACUCAUUUAGUUAAUUUUGUUUUUUUUGCAGCCAUUUAGUUGGUACCAGUGGGAUGUGUCAAGAAUCUGAUAUUUGCAGUGUUGAUCAGUCUGAGGAACUUGGUGUUGAAGAUGAUGUGGAUCUUGAGGUUCAGAGACUGUUGAGUGUUUACGAUUUGGUGAAAGACGAUGAAUCACAUGACAGGUUAAGAAAGUUUUUGAAAACUCGUAAAAAGGCUUUAUACGCCCUUUAGGAAAUCUUUGUUUACAUUUUUUGCCUCUUUUUAUCAUAUGCUUGUCAUCAUUCUCUGAUUAAGCUAUCAAAAUAACACUUUCGAAUAUUGAAAGAGCCACUAAGUUCUUGCAGCACAUCUUGCAUGUUACAAUGGCAUCUUUUAAAUGUCAACAUAAGUAUUAUGGCAGAAAGUGUAAAUCAUAACAUCACAACACAUUUCACAUGGCAUGAAAAAGCAAAAAAUAUUUACAAAAUUAUAUUAAUUUUAUAUAUAUUAUAUUAUUAAUUUUUCCUUGCUUUACUGGGUCGAGUUUGUUAAGAAUUUGCAAGGAGUUCGAAAAAGGAUUUGGUUAUUUCACAUACUUAGAAUAAGGAAAGCAAUUAUUCCUCCCAGUGUCACCACUAUUCACCUUGAUAUUAUGUGUCAUGCUUCAACCAGCAGAGAAAAGAGAGAAGAAAGAAAAGAAAGAAAAAGGCAGCAGUCAGAGGAUGUAAAUGCGAUCCUUUGCAACUCUGUUAAGAUGAUUCGUGAAAAGUUAACAGUGUCUGAAGGUAGGUUGUUUGAUUUGUCAUUCACUCUCUGUAUCCUUGAGAAGAAUACCUUCCCCAAUAUUUUAUGGUGGGUCCCCUAGGUGCGAAGGGUUGAUUCAUCAGCAUCUUUCUUAUAUUGUUGUUCUUUUUUCAGAAUCUAAAACAGAAGAGACAGCAUUGGAGAAGGAGGGAUAUGUUUAUGACUUUUAUUACGCAAGUGAUAAUUAUGGAAGGCUUGGUGAUAUGUAAGUGAUGAGCUGAAUAUAGUUUUACAGUCAGUUCUCUAUUUGCAUAUCUCCCACAAUACAUCUUGUUUGCCCCCAAAAUUUUAUAUGAGCUAUUGUCUUUUGGGACACGACUGUAGUACCCCCAGGUAGCAGUUGAUUGAAGGCUGAUGAUCAGUGCUAAACCUUGGGGUCAAAUAUUAAUCAGAGUUUUGUUUUCUUACGUUCAAAACUUUUUCUUGGACAAAUUUUUCUACUCGUUUAGAGCAUCGAAAGAACGAAUAAAUGAAUUUAGUGGGCCAUUGAACGGCUUACUCGAUCGUAUGUGUUGUUGAUUUUUUAUCUAUGUCCUCCCCAAUUCUGUUUCUUUUUUGUUGUUUCUAAAGUAUUGUAAUUCUUGUUAGUUGUAUUGCUAAUUUUCUUUUUUUUGUUCUGGUCCUCGUAGUGGAGCCUGUUCUGUGAGUGAUCCAGGCCUCUUGGCGAAGUUUAUAAAUAAAUAAAUAAAUGAACGAAUUCAACUUAAGUUUCAUUAAGCUGUCAUAUCUGAAUUCAUAUUUUGCACUAACCCUGGGUUACCCUGACCCAUCUUUGAACACUCUGGCCAUGCAGAAAAAAAAUAAGGUUAUACAAGAUUUAGGUGGGGGUGGGGUGGGGGGGGGGCAAACAUAACAAGGUGAAUUUAUAGAGAUAUGCAAACAGCGAAUUGGUCUGAACUGAUUGAUUUCCACGCCUGUACGUAGGAACUCUCGUCUUUCAGUUUAGGUGUCUCUGUUGUUCAUUCAUGGUCUUAAAACAGGAAGCCUAUUUUGUAUUAUUCUUUUUACGUAUCAUAGUUACUUUAUCUUGUAGUGUUGAGGUUUUGCCUUUUGAUCCAGACCUUGUUCAUGAAGCUCUUCAAGAAGAUUUUGAUGAAAUUUAUGAUGACGAAGAUGACUCUAAUGGUUGGUAAAUGGAAUUUAAUGUCGGGAAUAUUUAAAAGCUGUAAUUGUUUGUGCUGUUGUUUGUCGAUUCUCAGACCUUUCCUUUAAUUCAUUCUGGGCUGAACGAACAUCUAUAACAUACAAAAGUGAUACUCACGCUGACGUCACCUAGUGAUAGGUGUGAUGUGCCAACCAGAAGCGCAUUGGUUCUUAAAACAAAAGAUUCUAUUGUUUCACUUGUUACAAAUUUUAAUAACAAUAACAAUGCAUGUCAACAGUGAUGUCUCUUUUCAAACAGAACUUUAACUUAGGUCAAACUAUCAAGUCUUGAGUAUAGAUUGGUUGACUCCAACAGUGUGGCUUCAUUGAAUCUCUGAGAAUUGUUUUGGAAUUAUUCUUUGUUGCAGACGAAAGUAACUGGCGAAAUGAUUACCCUGAUGAGGACGAAGGUCUGUCAGACUCGUCACAAGAGAGAAGAUUUUAUGAAGAUUAUGGCUUUGAUUCUGGUAAGCAGCAAAACUCAAUCUUUUUCAAGCUAUUAGGGAGGAAAUAUAUGGCUAAUAAUCAUCAUUGUCAUCACCUUUAUUAUCUUCAUCAUCAUCAUCAUCAUCAUCAUCAUCUAAUCACUUGGGAUGUAAAGUUAACUUGUUCAAAGACUCUAAAAGGGCUUAACAAUGUUGUUUUUUAGAUGAAGGAUACAGAAGAUAUGCUUUUGACGAGGAUCUUUCGGAAGAUGAUGACUGACCUGAAAAACGGUUUCUGGAAAACGAAGAAUUGGAAGUCGUAUGGACAACACUGCAUGACUUGAAAGCAAUGCCAAUUCACUCUGCAAAUUACACGCAUUGAUCAGAAUUAACUCUACAUUAAUUCUUGCACCCGAGGUAGUAGGAUAUCAUCGCGUCUGAAUGAGAUCACACUUGUAGAGCGAAAAACAGCAGCCAUUCUGCAGUGUAUAGAGGACAUUAUCAAUGUUAAUGCGCGAAUGAGCGCCCCCUCCCACCCUAGAGGCUCAAAAUUAAUGCCCAAGCUUCCGCCAGAGCGAGAACAGACGGUAAAGUGAAAAGGAGACUACGGAUUUGUGUUUCUUCCUACAGAUACGUUUUAGUGUAGUUUGACAGUCCCCGUGUACUUGAAAUAAAUUAAGGUUGUUAUUAUUUAGGUUCUAAAUUUGAAAAAAAGAACGUCUCCUGUGGACUAAAAGUAUUUGAUAAGCGCGGCUCGGGUACUAACUUGCACAUUUCAGUUGAGUUAGGAUUGCUGUUAAGCAAAAGAAACAUAAUGUACAUUCUAAAAGUCCCUACUCUUUGUCUGGUGCAUUUUCAUUUGUGUUCCAAGUCUUUUAAUAAACGAUAGAAACCAGUGUUGACGAGAGAGUAUCCCUAGCCUCUGCUUAGGGCCAACCCGCACUAGCAGACAAAUUUGGAAUUGUUUUUGAAAAAUCUAAACCAAAAAUUGCAUGGUGACAAUUUUUGUUUUGAAAAAAUUUAUUCGCACUGGAAACUGUUCACUCUUAACAGGCAGUCGCAUCUAUCAUUACUUAAUGGAAAGAAUAAUGGCUUUAGGGUUAGGGGCCUUUGAAGAUUGUCCCGUCUGAGACAAAACUUCUUAAAAAUAGCGACA